Molecule: messenger RNA, 2665 nt
Organism: Morone saxatilis (striped sea-bass)
Lineage: Eukaryota; Metazoa; Chordata; Actinopteri; Moronidae
Product: B-cadherin-like
Biological process (GO): cell-cell junction assembly; multicellular organism development; homophilic cell-cell adhesion
Cellular component (GO): plasma membrane; cytoplasm; adherens junction
Molecular function (GO): calcium ion binding; cadherin binding
Source: RefSeq, a predicted model, not a curated record
GCCUCAGUUUUAGUGACUGCUGAGGAGCCAACAUGUGUACCAGGAUUUCAGUCAGACGUGUUGAUUUUCAAAGUGGCCCGAAAGCACCUGAGACCGCCCAUGACACUGGGCAAAGUGGGCUUCACGGACUGCACAGGCCGCACAGAAUUUUCUUUCAGCAGUGAUGACAGCCGGUUCACAGUACAGACAGACGGCACAUUGAUGGUAAAGAGAUCUGUUUUUCUUCAUGAAGGACACCAGGACUUCUUCAUCAAAUCCUGGGAUUCACAAGGUCGCAAAAUGACUCUUCUUGUCAGGGUAAUGCACCAUGGGCAUCACCAUGAGAACAACCAAAAUGUUAAGCAUCACCAUGGAGACCACAAACACCAUAACCAUCAGCACCACUUUACUGAAGUACACUCAGAGACUGCAGCUGAUCCACAGGUGCCCAUUCUGCACUUCCCCAAGCAUGUUGACGGCCUAAAGAGGAGAAAGAGAGACUGGGUUAUUCCCGACCUCAAUGUUCCUGAGAAUGACAGAGGACCCUACCCCCUCAGAGUAUCUCAGAUCCGUUCUAAUGAAGAUAAAGUAAAGAAGAUCUAUUACAGCAUCACUGGUCCAGGAGCUGAUCAGGAUCCCAUUGGCCUCUUCACCAUGGACAGAGCUUCUGGUACUCUGUAUAUCACACAACCACUGGACAGAGAGAAACAAGCCAAGUACACAUUUCAAGCACAUGCUGUGGCAGAUGGUUCAGUUGCUGAAGACCCUAUGGAUAUUACAGUCAAUGUAAUUGACCAGAACGACAACAAGCCUACUUUCGCCCAAGACACCUUCCUGGGAGAAGUUCCAGAGGCCUCAUCAAAAGAUUAUGAGGUGAUUAAAGUUGUGGCCACAGAUCGGGAUGAGCCAAAUAAUGCCAACUCUGAUAUUCGCUACCGCAUUAUGAGCCAGGAGCCAAAGUUGCCCACUGACUUCCUGUUUGUCAUCAACCCAGUCAAUGGAGCCAUCAGAGUCAAUGCCGGUGGGCUAGACAGAGAGGUAUAGAAUAAUUAGAGACCCUGCAGGCUGGCUGAAUGUGGACAAAGAGUCAGGCCUGAUUAAGGUGAAAAGCGUCAUGGACAGAGAGUCCUCCUUCGUCAAGGACAACAAAUACACAGCACUUAUUGGAGCAUAUGACAAUGAUGAAGUCCCAGCCACAGGAACUGGUACUUUAAUUAUCCAGCUUAUAGAUGUCAACGACAAUGCACCCACCAUUGACGAACGUGAACUCAAAGUGUGUAACAAGAAUUCGGCUUCUCAGCUGCUGUCGGUAACAGAUAAAGAUGGUUCACCAUAUGGUGCUCCAUACAGCGUUUCUUUACAGGGCUUGUCGAAGAACAACUGGACCGCUCGGAUGAACGACUCCAAAACGGGCAUCCUUCUGAAUUUAGCCACUGAGCUGGCCAGUGGAAAGUACACUGUGGUCCUGAGGGUUUCAGACGCUCUGGGCCUAGAGCAGGACAGCACUGUCCAGGCUACAGUCUGCGACUGCAGUGGGGAAGAAGUCAUCUGCAAAGGGCGUGUGGCAGGUGGCUCUGAACUGCCUGUAAUCCUGGGGAUACUGGGAGGGAUCCUAUUGCUGCUCAUGCUGGUGUUGCUGCUGCUGUUGUUUGCAAGACGGAGAAGAGGAGAGAAGAAGGAGCCUCUACUGCAGGACGAUGACAUCAGAGACAAUAUCUAUUACUACGAUGAAGAGGGAGGCGGAGAGGAUGAUCAGGACUAUGAUCUGAGUGUUCUUCACCGUGGUCUGGACAACCGGCCUGAGGUGUUCAGAAAUGAUGUGGUGCCGAACUUCAUGCCAGCUCCACAGUACCGACCUCGCCCCGCCAACCCAGAGGAAAUCGGCAACUUCAUUGAUGAUAACCUGAAGGCAGCUGACAAUGACCCGACGGCACCCCCCUACGACUCCCUGUUGGUGUUUGACUAUGAGGGAGGCGGCUCUGACGCAGGAAGCAUCUCCUCCCUGAACUCAUCGAGCAGCGGAGACCAGGACUACGACUGCCUCAGCGAAUGGGGACCCCGUUUCAAAAAACUGGCUGACAUGUAUGGAGGAGGAGAAGAUGAAAUGCUGUAAAUGUACUAAAGAACAAACAAUAUGGUGGCUGCAAAUAUGGCUUUGUGAAUGUUAAACUGAUAUGUAAACAUGACUAAGCAUACAAGCCAGACAUCAGUCAGCUCACAGAUUUUGUGGCUUAUCUUUCAGUUCAGUUCAGUCUGUUAUCAGUUAACAGUCACUGCUCAGAAGCCAGGGAUGAGUUUGCUUUUUUUUAUUUUUAUAUACGAGUUCCCCAAGACUGCCUGUCUUUUAGAUCCCUGUUUGACUUCUAGGCACUAGAAGUCAAACACUAUUGAUGCUUUAUGGAUUUUGUGCAGAUAUUUUAGCAUGUGUUCUAGCUUAUUGGAUGUGACUGGACAUGCACAAAGAUGCUUGCAGUUGCACUGUAACAUUUGUGUAAUUUUGGCAAUGUAUGGUACUUUUAAUUUUUUCAGUUUUUUGUGGAAUUUGGUUUUUGCUUCAAAUUACUUUGUUUUGUAUUUCUGUUUGAGGAAUGAAAUAACAAAUGAUCAAGGUGAAAUCCAGGUAGCCAGCCAACAUUGCCCUAUGAGGGUGUGGUCAAUGAGUUUUGAAUAAAUGCUUUUUAAAAGG